Messenger RNA from Lemur catta (Ring-tailed lemur), 666 nucleotides. RefSeq names its product testis expressed 38 (gene TEX38). Lineage: Eukaryota; Metazoa; Chordata; Mammalia; Primates; Lemuridae. The transcript has 2 exons. The record is from RefSeq and is a predicted model, not a curated record. The coding region runs from base 16 to 666 and encodes 216 amino acids.
CCAAAGCUCAACUUCAUGGAUUCCCAGCAGGAGGACUUGAGCCUCCCUGGCGUGUGGGUCUCACUGUACUUUGGAUUCCUGGGGCUGUGUUCUGUGGUAACCGGCGGCUGCAUUCUCCUUCUGCACUGGAGGAAGAACCUGCGGCGGGAAGAACGAGCCCAGCAGUGGGUGGAGGUGAUGAAAGUUGCCACGUUCACCUAUAGCCCACUGUUGUACUGGAUUAAUAAGCGACGGCACUAUGGCAUGAAUGCAGCCAUCAACACAGGCCCUCCCCCGGCUGUCACCAAGACUGAGACUGAGGUCCAGAAUCCAGAUCCUUGGUGGGAGUUGGACAUCCCCGAAGGCAGGAGCUAUGCUGUCCAAGACAGUAACCCCAAAGCGGAGGCCCCGGUUGCCUUGCAACCUGCACGGCAGCUGCCCCCACAGGAGCCCCUACCUUCCCCGAUGUCAAUGUUGCAGCCCCAGGCCAGCUCCCCGCUCCCAAUUCCCAUCUUUCGGGAGGCACCCUUUCCCCUAUCCCUCUGCAACCUGCCUCCCAUGCUGAACCACUCUGUCUCCUACCCUCUGGCCACCUCUUCUGAAAGGAAUGUCCACUUCCACUCCCUUCCCACACUGGCCCACGGAGACCACCGCUUCAAUGCCAAGCCUUUUGCGUCAGAAUUGUAG